This is a messenger RNA of Paramecium primaurelia, 729 nucleotides long. The record is from the annotation of a GenBank genome assembly. NCBI's taxonomy places the organism in Eukaryota, Ciliophora, Oligohymenophorea, Peniculida, Parameciidae.
AUGAGUUAAUUAAAAGAGUUUACAUGUUUGAAAGAAAAUCAUGAAGGACAAUCUAUAGAAGGAUUAUGUUUAAAUUUUAAUUGCUCCGAACCAUCUCAGUGUUGCUUUAAAUGCAUUAAAGACACUAAGACACACAUCUCUUGCAAAAAUGACUUACUAUAAUUUGAUAAUAUCACUACUAUAGUUGCUAGUUUUGGUUAGAUAGUAGAUAAAUUACAUGUAUCAUUGAAUAAGUCCCAUGAAAUUUUCCAGAAGAUAUAUUAAGAACUUAAUUCUUAUUUAGUGAAUUUACAAAAAAUUAUCAAAAUGAUUUCAGAAGUUUUAACUUAACGAGAUUUUUAAAAUAUUAAAAAUAAUAUCAAUUUUAUGAAAGAGGCUUAUGAUUAUUUGAAUAAUAAAAAAGAAUCUUCAAAAUAGAAUUAAAUUAGUNAAAAAAAUAGAAUUUCAAGAAAAAAAUGGUUUGAAUCUUAAGAUUAGAAGUAUAUAUAAUGUGCUAAAUUGAAUUUAGAAUCAAAGAGAUUCCAAUUUAGAUUAAUAACAAUAAACUUAAAUAAAAAUAAUAAAAAUAAUAAAAAAGCGUAAUAAAUAUUAUCAUCCUAAUUGGAUGUCAUUUUUUAAUUUUUGAUCUAAUUUUUCUAACUAUUAAAUCAUCUUAUCAUAUAAUUACAAUUUAGUUUAAUAAUCAUAAUAAAUAUCGUAAUAAUCUCUCUUUCUCACAUCAAUUAUUGA